AUGUCCGUAUCUGAGUAUACUGACAAGUUUGAGGAGCUUUUCAGGUUCUCCCGUAUGUGUAAGGGGACUCCGGGAGGCUAUGAGGAAUGGAAGUGCGUUAAGUUUGAAGGAGGGCUCCGAAGCGAUAUGUUCAGCUCAGUGGGACCCAUGGAGAUUAGAACCUUCUCCGAGUUGGUGAACAAGUGUAGAGUUGCUGAAGAGUGUGUGAAGAAGGCAGCCACUGAGAGGGGAAGUCACAAGGUAUCAUUUCCACAUAAUCGAGGGAAGAAUUUUGCACCUAUAGGUCCGCCUUUCAAGUGGGGAGCUUCUUUCAAGAGAGCCAACAACAACAACAACUCCCAAGGGAGGCGAUUUGGAAAGCAACCUCAGAAUGAGCAAGCAUGUGUUGAGUGCGUAAGUCACCAUCCAAGAACCCCGUGCAAGGCCGGAUGGGGCUUGUGCUACAAUUGUGGAAAGGCAGGGCAUAAAGCCGCUAACUGUCCAGAGAAGCAGAAGCAAGGUGCAGGAAAAGCACAGCAGACUGGUCGGGUGUUCACCACCUCAGCUAUAGGCGCUGAUGGAUCUGAGACACUUAUCCGAGCAACACAUUCAUUUAUUAUAUUCGAUAAGGCUAGUGAGCUAGGCUUGAAGAUUGUAGUUUUAGGUUAUGACCUAAAGGUAUACAAUGCCACCCAUGAAGCCAUGGUAACUAGGCUAGGAUGCCCGCAAGUUUCAUUUAGAUUCAUGCAGCGUGACUUUGUCCAUAAUUUAAUCUGUUUGUCGAUGAUCGGUCUUGAUCUUAUCUUGGGACUAGACUGGUUAUCUGAGAACCAUGUCCUACUCGACUGUUCUUCAAAAUUGGUGAUUUUUAUGCCUGAAGAUACAGAAGUACCGAUUGUAUUGAAUAGUUACUACCUGAAUUCAAUGAUGGUGAAUUGUUCGGGAACCAAAUGUCAGGGUAUCUUGUUGUUGACCGCGGGUGUUUUGGGUGAUGAUCAAAGGUUGGAGUAA
Messenger RNA from Arachis duranensis, 990 nucleotides. RefSeq lists its product as uncharacterized. The transcript has 2 exons. NCBI's taxonomy places the organism in Eukaryota, Viridiplantae, Streptophyta, Magnoliopsida, Fabales, Fabaceae. Gene Ontology annotation, molecular function: nucleic acid binding; zinc ion binding. The coding region runs from base 1 to 990 and encodes 329 amino acids. The record is from RefSeq and is a predicted model, not a curated record.